AUUUGGAUGAAAUCCUAAGUUAUACCGAGUGUCGUUUCUGAGAUGUCGGACCAGGCAGAGUUGUAUGAGAAAUCAUGGAUUCUACAUCGAAUCCUGGACGAGUUUAUAGGGAACAAGGAGACUGUGGCCGUCAAGAGAAAAUUGUUGAUGUUGGAUGAACUUUUCACGAACAGUACAAAAGACGUCAUGAAAAAGUUUCACAUCGGAAGUAGUUGUGACGGCCUACCGUUGUUAGGCUCGGACGGGGAUUUGAUGUAUAUGGACAGUGAAGUGAUUGUAAUAGGACCAGACCUGGACAUGCGUACCACACCAGACAGCUCAGUUCUGAUGAUGAGGGAUGCUAACAGUCGUCCUGGCUAUGUAACCUUGGAACUUGUUCACUUUGGAUACAUGUGUAUGGAGUCUUUGAUGAAAUCCAUUGUACCAGUAGGAGAUUCAAAUUUCAUAUCAAGUGAAAUAUAUUCACGGAAUAUGACAGAUAUAAUUGGUAAAAUAGCACGGAUGGAACUAUCCACCCGUGGACCAGCUAGUUCUUUGAUGCGAGAACAAAGCGAUUUUGACCAUGACGAAGAUUUUGUCGUUUCCUUCCCGUGUAGCAGUUGGCCACGACAGGCCAAUGAAUGGAUCCAUAGACUUCGACUGCAUGACUGGCCAAGCGAAACCUUGCGUGAUCAAAUCAUAAAAGGUGGCUGUCAUCUGGUUCCUGUGGGAGAUAAAACAUCUGAUAACCCAUUCCUACAAUGGAGGAUUUCGUUUACAAUUGCUGAAAGAAAACUCCUCUACUCUCUCACUCGUGUCCAAUUUUUAGUCUAUGGAUUGCUGAAGUACUUUCUCAAACAAAUAUCGAACACGGUGAGUAACAUUUUGGGGGAAGCAGAUCUGAUCUCGUCCUAUAUAAUCAAAACAAUCCUCUUCCACACCUUAGAAAGCACACCUCAAUCAUUAUGGCAGGAGAAAAAUACCUUUCUUUGUUUCAUGUUGUGUUUCACGACUUUGAUCUCAUGGUUGAAGGUAGGAUACUGUCCAAAUUACUUCGUCAAUACAAACAAUAUGUUCCUUGGCAAAUUUCAAGGCGAAAGAAAACAAAAACUCCUUCAAUGUCUCAUUGGUCUGCAUGAUAUGAAAUGGGGAUGCCUUUCAGUUGGGACAUUUAUACAGCCCACUAUUGGAACUCUUAUUGAUGGUGUAUGGAACAGAGAGUUGGCAUUGGCGCCACCUAGACCAUCACAAUUAGAGGCUGAAAGGGACAUGUACAUAUUCCUCGAUACUUUUGUAUAUCGUCAUAACUUUGAUUCCUUCCCAGUCACAAUGACACUCCUUUGUAAUUCAAACACAGACUUGGAGGAAUUCGUUGGUUACUUUACUACUUUGAAAGGACUGGCACAUACAGGAAUGAUAAUUUUUGGAAAACAGAAUUCUUCAAGAGGAAAUAAACAGAGAUAUAAAUAUCUUAGGAAAUGCAAGAACUUUCUGAAACCGCUUGCAUCUUUGUGUACAAGUCCAGGACUACUGACGCUGGCAACAUAUCACUAUCAGACUGGGAAUUACGUGAAAACACUGGAAUUGUGUGGACAAAUGAUUUCAUCAUCUCAAAUGUAUGUUGGUGAUAUGUUCAUAACAUGUGAGAGGAAAAACAUGUAUGAACAUCUCUGGUGCGGUCAAGGACACAGUUUAUAUUACAAAUGUCGGGAGGCAUGUGUGUCAGAUAUGACAUUAGAAUACGACUGUUCACAGUUCUGUCCACCACAGUUACACCUAUAUUUCCAAGACUCUGGAGUAACACAUUUGUCCAUACCUCCGCUUCCUUACGCGCUAUUCCUGUCGUUUCUUUGUUAUCUCGAACUCGGCGACACCAGGAGACGUGAUGCAGCAUUAAUUCACCUUCGAACCGUGAAGGACGACGAGGACCAGGGAAGUGGUAAACACUUGAUAGUCCACAAACUGUUAAGGAUCUGUUAUGAAAUGGUUGGGGAUAUACCUCGCGCUUAUUGGGAAUACAGGAACUCCCUUGGUGGUCAUGGACCCCUCUAA
Ylistrum balloti is the source of this 2031-nucleotide messenger RNA. RefSeq lists its product as uncharacterized. The record is from RefSeq and is a predicted model, not a curated record. The transcript has 2 exons. Lineage: Eukaryota; Metazoa; Mollusca; Bivalvia; Pectinida; Pectinidae. The coding region runs from base 43 to 2031 and encodes 662 amino acids.